UAAGGCGGCGACUGGGGGAGUCGCUGCUGAGGCGGCUGCGGGCCCGGGUCGCGUCGGCGCAGCUCCGCGCGGCCGAGCCGGGCUGGCAGCAGCUGGCGCCUGGCGGUGAGGGCGGGCUCCCGGGGUGGGUGGAAUGGCCCUCACCUAGGGCGGUGGGAGAAGCGGCUGAGCCGAGGAUGCUGGGGAGGCGGCGCGGCGGCUCCUCACUCAUCCCAGAUAUUGAUCAUCUUUCUGAAGUAGAAUCUCCAUGGCCUGAAUGUUUUCUGAAAAACAUUUGUAGCAAAAUACCUGUUUAAUAGCAAGAUAACCACAUCAAGAUGGUUGGAAAACUGAAGCAGAACUUACUAUUGGCAUGUCUGGUGAUUAGUUCUGUGACUGUAUUUUACUUGGGCCAACACGCCAUGGAAUGCCAUCACCGAAUAGAAGAACGUAGCCGGCCCCUCAAAUUGGAGAACACAAAGACCACUGUGCGAACUGGCCUGGACAUCAAAGCCAAUAAAACCUUUGCCUAUCACAAAGAUAUGCCUUUAAUAUUUAUUGGAGGUGUGCCUCGGAGUGGAACCACACUCAUGAGGGCCAUGCUAGAUGCACACCCUGAUAUUCGCUGUGGAGAGGAAACCAGGGUCAUUCCUCGAAUCCUGGCUCUGAAGCAGAUAUGGUCACGGUCGAGUAAAGAGAAAAUACGCUUGGAUGAGGCUGGUGUCACCGAUGAAGUGCUGGAUUCUGCCAUGCAGGCCUUCUUACUAGAAAUCAUUGUUAAGCAUGGGGAGCCAGCCCCUUAUUUAUGUAAUAAAGAUCCUUUUGCCCUGAAAUCCUUAACUUACCUUGCUAGGUUAUUCCCCAAUGCCAAAUUUCUCCUGAUGGUCCGAGAUGGCCGGGCAUCAGUACAUUCAAUGAUUUCUCGAAAAGUUACAAUUGCUGGAUUUGACCUGAACAGCUAUAGGGACUGUUUGACCAAGUGGAAUCGUGCCAUAGAGACCAUGUAUAACCAGUGUAUGGAGGUUGGCUAUAAAAAAUGCAUGUUAGUUCACUAUGAGCAACUUGUCUUACAUCCUGAACGGUGGAUGAGAACACUCUUAAAGUUCCUCCAAAUUCCUUGGAAUCACUCAGUAUUACACCAUGAAGAGAUGAUUGGGAAAGCUGGGGGAGUAUCUCUGUCAAAAGUGGAGAGAUCUACAGACCAAGUCAUCAAGCCAGUCAAUGUGGGAGCUCUAUCAAAAUGGGUUGGGAAGAUACCUCCAGAUGUUUUACAAGACAUGGCAGUGAUUGCACCCAUGCUUGCCAAACUUGGAUAUGACCCGUAUGCCAAUCCACCUAACUAUGGAAAACCUGAUCCCAAAAUCCUUGAAAACACUAGAAGGGUCUAUAAAGGAGAAUUUCAGCUACCUGAAUUUCUUAAAGGAAAACCUCAGACUGAGCAAGUGGAAUAGCAGAGCCAGGAACCUCUUGCAUACUUGAGCUGAAAGAAACCUGAAGACCAUCAACCUCAACCACCUGUUUACUGAUAAGGAAACUGAUCCUAGAGAGAGGAUUUGUCAAGGUCACAUCAUAGGUCGGAAAAACCCAAGGCUAAAGAGCACCGUCUCCUGACAUCCAGCCAGGGAUUCUUUCACCACCCUGUACUGCUUCCUCUGUGUGCUGGAUGUGCAGAUGUUUUUGCGCUAAUAUUUUCGGGAGUUGCCUGGUUGGUUUUUCAACCUUGCUGAUGUUAAUGCAUUAUGAUGUCUUAAUGUUUGUAACCUAUGUUGUCUCGUUGUAGUUAAAGGCUACAGUGUGGAGCAGGACUUAUUGGCCCUUUCUAUCUGAGUAAUCAUCAGGUGCAUGUCCAGGGAUACCAGCCAAUUAGUGACAAGGCUGGUUUCUGAACCUAGACCUCCUGACAUGGCUGCUCAGACCUCACACCCCUAUCCCACACUUUCUUAAGAUUCUGUUUUGCUCUGAAUAUUUUGGUUAUGCCUUAGAUCAUUUGGAACUUGAAAAGCUUUCUUUAAAAUAUGAUUUUUCCUGGGAAUUCCCUAGCAGCCAAGGGGUUAGGGCUCCGUGCUUCCACUGCAGGGGGCAGGGUUCGAUCCCUGGUCGGGGAAGUAAGGUUCUGCAGCCGUGCAGUGUGGGAAAAAAAAUAAAUAAAGUAAAAUAAAAUAAAAUACUAAAAUAAAAUGUAAAAAGAAAACCUAUUAUAAAAAAGUAAAAAAUAAAAUCUGUUUUUUUCUUAUA
Molecule: messenger RNA, 2214 nt
Organism: Balaenoptera ricei (Rice's whale)
Lineage: Eukaryota; Metazoa; Chordata; Mammalia; Artiodactyla; Balaenopteridae
Gene: TPST1
Product: tyrosylprotein sulfotransferase 1
Exons: 6
Coding region: 318-1430 (370 amino acids)
Biological process (GO): peptidyl-tyrosine sulfation
Cellular component (GO): Golgi apparatus
Molecular function (GO): protein-tyrosine sulfotransferase activity
Source: RefSeq, a predicted model, not a curated record